AAACUGUAUUGUCUUUGUCUUUUAGGUUGUGGUUUUAUUGGGAGGAACUUUGUGCACUAUUUGGUGAGCAAGGACUUAGCAGCGAAGAUCCGUGUGGCUGACAAAACACCUCCUCAGAUGGCAUGGAUGAAUGAGAAGCACAAGGAAGCAAUUGAAAGUGUGGACUUUGUAUCAGCUAAUCUCAUCAAUCCAGGUUCAGUCUCUAAAGUUUUCUCUGAUGGGGAUGAUUCAUAUGAUAUUGUAGUCAACCUAGCAGCCGAGACUCAGUAUGGCAGAGCUGAUGUGAUAUAUGAGGAAGGCAUUGUAAAACUCAGCCAGAAUUGCGCCCGUGAAGCAGUAGCUAGAAAUGUCAAGAAAUAUAUUGAGCUAUCAACAGGUCAAGUUUAUUCUUCAGACAAGAAAUCCAGCAAGGAAAGUUCUUCCAAGCUUUCUCCAUGGACAGGCAUUGCUAAAUGUAAAUUACAAGUAGAAGAAGAACUCAAGAAGAUUGAUGGAUUAAACUACUGUGUAUUAAGGCCAGCAAUUGUGUAUGGACUAGGAGACAAAUAUGGCUUGACUCCUAGAUUAAUAAUUGGUGCAGUUUAUAGACAGCUGGGAGAAAAGAUGGAGAUGCUGUGGUCAGCUGAUCUAGGGAUGAAUACAGUUCAUGUAGAUGAUGUAUGCCAAGCUAUCUGGCAUGUUGCUAAUAAGGCUGAGAAUGGUGAAGUCUUUAAUGUAGUGGACAAGUCAUCUACAACACAAGGUGUGAUCUCAGAUCUUGUUUGUCAAAUCUUUGAUAUCAAGUUUGGAUUCUUGGGAACAGCUCUUACUAAGAUUGCUGAAUUGAGUAACAAGGACAUAGCUGAAUUUUGCAAUGAUAAACAUACUGAACCUUGGUCAGAAGCAUGUAAACUGGAUAAGAUAGAACACACACCACUCAGCCCAUAUCUAGAUGCGGAACUUCUUUAUCACAAACAUAUGUUGCUGGAUGGUAGUAAGUUAGAGGCAACGGGCUUUACUCACCACAGACCAAAAAUAACCAAGCAAGCUUUACAAGAGAUGGUGGAUGACUUUGUCAAGAUUGGCGUAUUUCCCAAGUCUUUGGUGCCGAGCUGAUUCCAAUCCAGUACACUCUAAAAAUUGUUUUCUUUGAGGGCUUUAUUGGUAAUUGGUGAUUUUGCUGGCAAAUACUCAAGGAAACAGCUCUGAAAGGACUGCAUCUAUUCUGUGGCCUAUGUUAUGUGGAUUACCAGUGCAUUGUAAAUGUUCCUUUUAUUGAUUUAUGUCUUCCAUAUUAGCAGCUUCUUUAUCAAGGAAUGGAAGUAAGGUUCAGUACUUUUAGUGUGAUAUUAGGUUAUAUUUUGAAACAUGUUAUGCUGUAUAUGUCUUAUGCUUAUAAGCCAUGAUAGAGAAAAGCUAUGUAGUUAUAGUUGGGAUUGUGAUUUAUCACUAUCACUUUUAUCCAUGCAAAGGAGAUCAUAUUUUAAGAUUUUACAGCCAUUGUCGUCUUAUCAUAUGCAGAUACAUGCCUAUGAUAGAGUUUAUUCUUUGAUAUCUGUUGUACUGGGGGCUUUCCACAUUUCGUUCAUAUUUAGUAUUUAAAGAAGUGUACACAUUUUAAUGAACAAACUGGUGUAAUUUUCAUAGUAUAUUAUUAUAUUGUGAAUAGUUAGUUUAGGGUUUGAUAUAUUAGGCUGUCCGUUUGACAAUCUAUACCUGCUACAGGAAAUAAAUUUGUUUGAUAGAUUAACUCCAUUCUCAAAUAGCACACCCAUACAAGAUGGCCCCUAGAUUGGUACACUGAUUAUUUAUUGAUAAUUUUUCCUAAAAUUUAAGUAGGAGAAGAUUGCCAUUUCAAUAUCAUAAAAGAUUUUUUAUGUAAAUGAAUCACAAAACACAUUCAUUGUAGUUUAUUCAUGUGGAAUUAGAUACAUACCACAUAUUUGAUACAUCACUGACUCUGUAUUAUGUGUUAUUCAGUAUAUUGCCAGGUUCAUAUAAAUCAAAGUCAAUGUAUUCUUUUAAUUGGAGGCUGAUUGGAUAUUUUUAUCAUGUAUCUAUAAUGGGAGUGCAUCCCAACAUAGUACACGUAUGUUAGGCUAUGUCUCUUAUCAUUAUUAUCAUAUAUAAUUCAUCAGCUAAUGUACAUAGAGUUUGGUGUUGAAGUCAAGGCUAAUGUUACUACUUCUAGUUCAUGGGCUAUAGAUAUGACAUACAGAUUGUGGUGUGUUAUGAAUUUUACCUGGAAGUGUAAUAUUAAUCACAUUAUUAUUAAUUCACUAAUGGAUCAUGUAUGCUUCAUACUAUUUUAGUUUAGGUCAAAUGUUGAAAUGAUUAAUCAUAAUGUAUUGAAUUUCCUGCUAGCUCUUUGAUUAUAGAAACAUAUUUUGAUUUGUAAAGCAGUAGACAAGUAUGUAUUUCAUGGGUUCAACUGUGGUUUUAUAAAAUUGUGGUUUUAGUUCUUGGGAGCUAUAUAUUCAUUCUUUUUUUAUAUUCUGUUUAAUUAAAUUCCUGUCUCUCAUAAUGUAUUGUAGUUGGUUAGCACCUGUGUAGAAUAUGCUUGUAAUACAGUAAUAUUGAUUUAUGUGUAAACCUAUCACAUCAUUCCUAAGAUAUCAGAUUUAUUUUGAACUGAAAAGAGUACAGUGCUAAUUAGAGUUAAUGUUUGGUUACUUUCAUUGAUAGUUUUACAUUAUCUUGCUUAUGAUGAAAUGUUUUAUAGGAAUGCAAUACUUAAAGGAACAGUAAUGCAUGGUAGUCUUGAUGUUAUUUAGUUUUUAGUAUUCCAUUUUUGAGUGCCUUUCUUUCCUUUUACUCUGUGCAAUAUUUUGCCAAAAAGAAAUGUCUUGAAAUAUAUAUCUUGUGUAUUCUUCCAUGAACAAUACAUUCCUGUAAUGAAAAAAAAUUGGUCUUUAGAACAUCAUAAUUUCUCCAUACGCUUAUACGAUAGUGUAUGUGCAUAGCAAAUCAGAUUUACUUUUCAUCCCCCAAAAUAUGUAGUAUGAAAAUAGAUUACUUUGAUUGUGUAUGCCUGGUCAGUCAUGUUGUGGAAAUGAUAUGUGAAUUCCAAUUCGUCAAAUAAUUGUCAUUUUGAAUUAUCAUAAGAAUGAUUUACUCUAGUCCAAAAGAUUAAAAAACUGAUUUUCAUGGCAGAGAAUUUUUCAAAUUACCAAAAUCUCAUACCGGAAACAUUACAUAUUAAUAGAUACUAAUAUUCCUGUGAAGUCAUGCAUUAUACAUUCAGUUGAAGAUGUUUGUUAGAAUUGGAGCAUGUGCAUGUUGAUGUGUAUAUUUCUUGAUAUGAUUCUCAUAAACACUUUCUUAUCUCCCUUGAUUAAAUUGAAAAUAACACAUAUCUCCCGAACAAAAUAAAAGAAAGAGAGAAAAUGUUAGUAGUAUAUCCAGCUUUGACAAAUGUUGACAAUAUUUUGAAAGGUUUAUAUAGUUUUAUUUUCAGGUGCAAAACACUUAAUACAGUAAGCAAUAAAUAUUACAGCUAAAUCUCCUUAAUGCAUUAUCAAAAAAUGAGUUCAUAGUUUCUUUCAUUUUGUUUAUAUAUAAUCAAAUUGGUGCUGAAAUGAAUGAGUAAAUGUGACAUGUUUUGUGGUAUGCAUUCAGUAUACAUUGCCAUGCAUGAAUUUGGGUUAUUGGUACAGAGUUUAUAGGUUUGAUAAGAUAUGACAGAUUUAGGAGUAGCCCCUGUUUGCAUUGUUCAUUGCAGAGCUAUUAAUGGAUUUGUAUUGGGUUUUUUUUCAUUGUAAUCAGGAUAUCUUUUUUUUUUUCUUCAAAGUAGCCUUUCUGUUAGCAAUAUAAUUUACCAUAUAUUUGUUUGUCUUACAUUAAGAUUGAAGUUAUUUAGGAAUCAUGUUUAUAAUAUGAAGCUGAUAAUACAUGCUUCAAAGCUAAAUGAUCAUGUCAUGUUGCAAGAUGAAAUCAUUAUAUUCGAGAAAAAUUAUAUACAUUCCUGUGCAAAGUAUAUUGAAUGUUGAGUACAUUCUCUUUAAUAGUUGCUAAUAAAAAAAUGUGUAUGAAUUAUAUUUUUUUCAUAAAUUGAACUGAAAAGAGUAAAUGAUUUGAAUUGCUGUUUUCAUCUUCAAGGACGUUUUUACCCUUUUAACCCAAUAUGGUUCUUGUUUUGUCUGAAAUCUUUUUUUUUCAUUUCACUGCUGCAUUAUAUUUCCCCUGUUAUUUAUUUUUACAUAAACCAAGCAAAAUGUUGCUUGCUUUCAAAUUAAUUUGAAAUUUAAGAUAUACUUUUGAUCUUUAAAGAUUUAUUGAACUGCAUAUUGCAUUUUGUUAUGUAUUUUGAGAAAACCAUUUCUGGUCUAAAAUAUAUAGGCCUACUGAUGUUAGCCAAACAAAUAUAUUGCAAUAAUAUAUAUAUUUUUAUUUGAUCUGAUCACACCAUGUGGUAAGGCAAUGAUCAAAUAUUUUUCAUCUUAACUUAAGGGUUUUCUCUCUUUUAUUUUGAAGUUGCACAUUUAUGCAAUAACAGAUUUAAAAUGUGUUUUAUUAAAAAAAAGUGAUGAUUUAUAUGCAGUUUUAUGUAACUUGAUAUCUGCCUUUUAAAAUGAUAUUUUAAAUAUUUGGAGAGUCAGUCAAUCACUGAAUGUUUGUAAGAAUCUUAUUUACAUGUAUUAUGAUAAGCUAAUCUUGAUGUGCUGUUUUGGGUCAUUAUCAACUUUUUUAAAGGCAAGCUAUAAGAAAAAUGUAUGUGAUGUGCAAUUACCAACUAAGCACAUGACUGAAGGAAUUGUGUGAUGUUUAUAACAAUGUAUACUGUAUAACAAUACAAUACACAUUUUCAUAAUUUAGCCAAGUAAGUCAGCUUUAUGCAUGUGGCUAAGGGGCAUUACGGGGACUAAUAUUUGUAAUCAUGUCAUGUAAAUUUUUGAUGAAGAUGAGGUUUUUUUUAAGUGGUUGGGGUUUUUUAGCAAUAAUUUGGAGUUUCUGUUUAAUAUACUGUUGUAUUUGGACUGAUCAUAUUUGCUAUACUCUGCUAUUCUGCGGUCUAUUGUAAGGUUUUAUUGUGUUAUAUGAAUUUAGCAAAGGCAGUGAUUUUACUAGCAUUUUAUAAUUUUAUGGAAGAAAGCUAUGUGUAGAAUGUUGUAAUUUCACUGUCAUCUCAGUUAAAUAAACAGACUGUGACCAAAUCUAUAAGAUGUCCUUGUAGUUGCUGUUUUUUGUAGCAUAAUAAUUAAGAUGGAAAGGAAGGCACUUUUAAAUUGAUGGUAUUAUCAAUCAUAAUUAAUGGUCAUUAUUGAUGUAAGAAAUUGAAAAUAAUUAUUGGACCUGA
This is a messenger RNA of Lytechinus pictus (painted urchin), 5275 nucleotides long. RefSeq lists its product as uncharacterized. The record is from RefSeq and is a predicted model, not a curated record. Lineage: Eukaryota; Metazoa; Echinodermata; Echinoidea; Temnopleuroida; Toxopneustidae. The transcript is spliced from 13 exons. The coding region runs from base 118 to 1095 and encodes 325 amino acids.